Molecule: messenger RNA, 831 nt
Organism: Necator americanus (New World hookworm)
Lineage: Eukaryota; Metazoa; Nematoda; Chromadorea; Rhabditida; Ancylostomatidae
Exons: 9
Coding region: 1-831 (276 amino acids)
Molecular function (GO): protein binding
Source: RefSeq, a predicted model, not a curated record
AUGGCUGAAGGACCUGCGACGAUGGACAUAGAGAUCCCAAUGGAGGAGGGGGAGCCUCUUGGAGCGACGCCAAAUGAUAAGUUAGUCAUCACCAAGGUGCAAGAGGGAACUAUUGCUGAUGGGAAACUCAAGAUUGGUGACCAGAUCACAAAAGUGAACGGGCAACCAAUUACUGACCAAAAUAGCUUCUUCAAAGCUCUCCGUUACGCUCCUCCUGUAGCUAGACUCACAAUUAUCAGAGACCAAAAGAAAGCUGAAGAACUUGAAGCUCGUAUUCGUAUACCAGAAGCGCGUGCAAAGCUUAUUCAAAGAAGAGAUGGAUAUGUAUACUUUCUGGCAAAAAUCGUAUGGCAACCAAAUGGACCAAAACUUGGAUUAGGUAUCAAGCAUUUCCAGAAUCGUGUGCUUGUUUCACGUUGUGAUCCCGGUUCACUCUCAGCAACACAAUUAGCGGUAGGAGAUCAUAUAAUCGAUAUAGAUGGUGUACCGGUCACCGAUAAGGAUGUGGCCAGAGAUUUAUUGAUUAAAGCACUGCAGGAGAAAAAAGAGGUUAGUGCUGUAGUGGAACGUCCUGAAACUAUGGAGGCAAAACAUUGGACACAACAGGCUCUUGUUACGCAGAUUUCUCAACCGCCAUCCGUGCAGAUGAAUUCGGACGUUCGUGCAAUAGCAGCCAGAGAACGUGCAAGAGUGAAACAACCGAAACAGCAACCGAAAUCCAUUCUUCGGCAAUCACAAAACACAAAACCGAUCCAAAUCAGCGAAGACGUAGCCUCGCACAUCAUCGCUUCCGAUAAUGAAGGACGAGCUCUAAGACCUGUCAGAAAGUAG